Molecule: messenger RNA, 1919 nt
Organism: Arachis duranensis
Lineage: Eukaryota; Viridiplantae; Streptophyta; Magnoliopsida; Fabales; Fabaceae
Product: 6-phosphogluconate dehydrogenase, decarboxylating 2
Exons: 2
Coding region: 191-1651 (486 amino acids)
Biological process (GO): pentose-phosphate shunt; pentose-phosphate shunt, oxidative branch
Cellular component (GO): cytosol
Molecular function (GO): NADP binding; phosphogluconate dehydrogenase (decarboxylating) activity
Source: RefSeq, a predicted model, not a curated record
AGCCGUCAUCGAUUCUAUUUCAACCUCCGAAUUAUUAUAAUUAAAUUAAAAAAGUCAUUUUUUUCCAUUGGUAACUUUUCCCUCUCUUAUAUUUAUAUAUAGUUCACCUACCCUUCUCUUUUAAUCUGUUAUUUUUCAUACCCAGAUCUCUCUUUCUCUGUAAUUUGACUCCAGUUUCAGGAAGUUCAUUAUGGCUCAACCGAAAACAAGAAUAGGUCUUGCUGGACUGGCUGUCAUGGGCCAGAAUCUUGCUCUCAAUAUUGCCGAUAAAGGCUUUCCCAUCUCUGUUUACAACCGAACCACAUCGAAGGUAGAUGAGACCGUUGAACGAGCAAAACAUGAAGGAAAUCUUCCGGUUUAUGGAUACCAUGACCCUGAAGCUUUUGUUAAUUCCAUUCAAAAACCAAGGGUGAUAAUAAUGCUUGUUAAGGCCGGCGCACCUGUUGACCAGACCAUUAAGACUCUAUCUACCUAUUUGGAAAAGGGUGAUUGUAUUAUUGAUGGUGGUAAUGAGUGGUAUGAGAACACUGAAAGAAGAGAGAAAGCAGUGGCUGAAUUAGGACUUCUUUAUCUUGGGAUGGGAGUUUCAGGUGGUGAGGAGGGUGCUCGCAAUGGUCCAUCUUUGAUGCCUGGUGGUUCGUUUGAGGCUUUCAAAUACAUAGAAGACAUUCUUCUCAAGGUGGCAGCUCAAGUCCCUGACAGUGGACCUUGUGUUACAUAUGUUGGCAAAGGUGGAUCCGGAAAUUUCGUGAAGAUGAUCCAUAAUGGAAUUGAGUAUGGUGACAUGCAGCUGAUUGCGGAGGCUUAUGAUGUACUGAAGUCAGUUGGAAAGUUGUCAAAUGAGGAGCUACACAAUGUCUUUGCAGAAUGGAACAAGGGAGAACUUCUGAGUUUCCUUAUCGAAAUCACUGCUGAUAUAUUUGGAAUUAAGGAUGAUAAAGGAGAUGGAUAUCUUGUUGACAAGGUUCUUGACAAAACCGGCAUGAAGGGUACUGGUAAGUGGACUGUUCAGCAAGCUGCCGAGUUAUCAGUAGCUGCUCCCACUAUUGAAUCUUCUUUGGAUGCUAGGUUCCUUAGCGGGUUGAAGGAAGAGAGAGUUGAAGCUGCUAAGGUCUUCAAAUCAGCUGGUUUUGGCGAUAUCUUGGCUGAUCAAUCCGUAGACAAGCAGCAGUUGAUCGAUGAUGUUAGGAAAGCACUUUAUGCGGCCAAAAUCUGUAGCUAUGCUCAGGGAAUGAAUUUGAUUCGUGCAAAGAGUAUCGAAAAAGGAUGGGAUUUGAAGUUGGGUGAACUGGCCCGGAUUUGGAAAGGAGGUUGCAUCAUUAGAGCAAUAUUCCUUGACAGAAUCAAGAAGGCUUACGACAGGAACCCCAAUCUGGCAAACCUUCUUGUUGAUCCUGAGUUUGCAAAGGAAAUAAUUGAUCGCCAAUCCGCCUGGAGGAGAGUUGUUUGCCUUGCCAUCAAUUCCGGUAUCAGCACCCCAGGUAUGUCUGCUAGUCUUGCUUACUUUGACACUUACAGAAGGGAAAGAUUGCCGGCUAAUUUGGUGCAAGCUCAACGUGACUACUUUGGUGCUCAUACGUAUGAAAGGAUCGAUAUAGAGGGAUCGUUCCAUACCGAAUGGUUCAAGCUUGCCAAGCAAUCAAAAAUUUAGGUUACUGUAUUUGGACCUAUCUGAAUUUCUAAUAAAUGUACUGUUUUGUGCUCAAGACUUUGUGCUGAGCUGAGCAUAAAUAUCUGCUACAAUGUGGUGAUUUUUUACCCCUGAAUUAUAUAUAUCCAUUUAUGAAUUGCUUGGAUUUUGGUCUUCCAAAGAUUCUUGCAUCUUUGCUGAUCAUGCAGUUAGCUUGAUUCAAAAUUUUCCAUUUCAUGGUGCCUUUGUAAUUUUCACAUUUCAAUAAGAUGUUCCCUGUUGGAAGUUA